GUUAACAAAUUCGUUUACCAUUCUCAAUUUCUCAUACAUAUCUAAUUUUGGAAAAAUCAUGCUAGAUGACUUGUAUUUCUGUAUAUUUUAUACAUUGGCCAUAUUAUUCUUGAACAUUUUGUCAUUUUUUUCCAUUUUAUGCCUAAUUUUUCAUCCUUGGACUGCACAAUUCUUCGGAUAGAAUUUCCUCUUUCUUUUCAAGUUGAAGGAAAACUUUCUUCUUCAAAUUAAAUCAAGUUUCAAACAGGGGAAGAUUAUCAUGUUAGCAUAUACAAGAAAAAGUUGCCCAUUCCAGUUUGCUCUCUGGGUCUGGAAGACUUGAACUGUUGAGCUAAGGAUGAACAGUGAUUGAUUGAUUGAUGCAUGCAUGGUUGAUUAUAGAUAGAUGUUCUACGUGUAAACAGAUCACAAUGCAUCACCAAUGAUAUCUACUGCCCAGUCCCCACCCCUCCCCCCCUUUUUUUUCCCCAGAAUAGAAGAGAAUUUUACUAUGAAAAGAAUACUACUUGGUCGGCGCUGCUGUGCCCAGACACGGGCGAUGAAAUGAUCCCCCUGCCCCCUGUUGGAUACCUUUAUACAUGCUCUCAUUGGCCCCCAUGCUGGUGCAGGAGCCAAGCAAUCAGGUAUCAUUUUGUCUCCCUAUUCUUUAUUUGGUAUUUUUAUCUUCGUCCCAAUGCCAUAGUGCUCUCUUGGCACACGGGGAUACAUGAACAAAUAGGAUUGAUGACGGGUUCUACAUAUAUUAUAGACAUUCAUCUUUGAAAAUCUUAUUAAAAAAAAAUAAAAAUAAGAAAAAGUUCUCUAAGCCACUAGCAUCUCCGGCCUAGCUAUCUCUCCUUCUAAUAAAAAAUGAUUUUUCUGCCCUCUAAUAGACAAUAUACUAUUUUGUUGCAUUUCAUUGAUGUACUCCUCUAUGCAACUUGCUCAGAGACCCUCUCCAAAGAAAAUUUCAUCAAAAUCAAAUACUUGUGUCCUGCUCCUGCCCACUUUUUCUAUGGGCCAGUAAGUUGCAGAGCUCAAAUUAGGAGAGAAGAAAAAAAGAAUGAGAAUGGGUUGAAAUGGUUUUUCACUUGGCAUAUAAUAUGAUCACAGUGUGGCAUCACAGUCGAGGUGAGGUCAGCAUUUUCACCUUAUAAUAUGAUCUAAAGGUUUUUCUCAAAUAACUGCACUGUCCCAAGUUCCCAACUCCCAACAGCAAGCCCGGCCACAGAGAAACCUGUCAGUAUAAAGUUCAAUACACAACCAGAGUCACCAUCAGAAGAAGCGAAGGUGUCUUGUUUGUUCACCAAAAAGAAGAAGAUGAGGAAAGGAAAAGUCUAAUCCUGAUGCUCCAUUUUCCAUGUUUGUGGGUCAAACUUUGGCACUGAGUUAUCAGAUUAUCUUCUGGUCUCGUUUCAUAGCUGAAGAGUCUUCAGUGACCUUUACUGGCAUGGUGUGAUCGAGGUGAUGGUGGUGGUGGUGGUGGCUGGGGGUGAGAGGGGUUUCCAACUUGGAAUUAAUUACUCUAAUCCGCCAGGAGCCCAUAAAUCUGCCAAAUGUAAGACAUGGGUACUUAGGACGGCCUCUGCUUUGUCUUUGCCUCUGCUUAUUGCAUUAUUAUGAUCUCUGACGAUUGUUGACUACCACAAUGGAGGAUUCACAUCUCCAAAUUCCUGAAAGAAGAAAGAAACACACAUGGGCACAUCAUUUUUGUUACAAUUCCAUAUCAGUCAUAUAAGGUUAAUUUCACAUUGAUUACAAAAGGGAUUUAGUAUGGGUUGAUAUGGUAUGAAGUUCCCUCCCCUUGAAGUUCAUGGGGUUAAGUUCGCUCAAACUUCCCACCAUUAGAGUCUGAUCAGCCUCAAUUAAAUUCAUUAAUUUUGAGUACUUCUUUGUAACAGUAGGGAGAGAAUCCAUGGGUGAUAUUACUGUAGAGAGUCCAGACGGGUAGGGAACAGAAACCAAAAUUUUCAACAUACAUGUACAACUACAUUAAACCAGUCAAGUGGCGGCCACCACCUUAAACUCCCUUCCACUUAAAAAACCUUUGAAUUUUAAGCCUUCCCCCAUGCACUACAAACAGUCCAUUAAUGUCAACAUCCAUGGGAGUUGGGAGUUUAGGCUUUAGACCUUCUGGCGGCCUAUUCUUCUUUCUAUAUAUACAACAUAAGAUCACUCACGCCUUCCAACUUUAUCAAACCCUGAAGCUCUUCAAGUAUAUCCAUGGUUAUGGGAGUGCCUGCAAAGGCACCGGCGAAGAUUAGCCAGCCCUGUGCCGCUUGUAGGAUGCUUCGUCGGAGAUGUGGGAGUGACUGUUUGUUGGCACCAUAUUUCCCUCCUAAAGAAGCUGAUAACUUCGUUGUCGUUCACAAGGUGUUCGGUGCUAGCAACGUUAUGAAAAUGCUGCAGAUGGUAGAGGAGAGCAAGAGGGAAGAUUGUGUGAAGAGCAUAGUCUAUGAAGCAAGUGCAAGGCUGAGGGACCCAGUUUACGGGAUCAGUGGAGCCAUAUUUCACCUGCAGAAACAAGUUCAAGAACUGGAGCUUCAACUGGAAUCGAUGAGAACCCAAUUUCUGGAAUCACAGGAACGAAAGAAUCAACUCUUGAGGAUUCUGAUGGAUUUUCAGUGCCAACUUCCCAUCUCCCCCAUUGACGAUGCGAUGUUCGAUCAAAUUGAUUUUUUCUUAGACGAUGGCACAAUACCAGUACUGGGUUAUGAUCCAAAAGAAUUUCCAUUGCAUUGUGAUUGGAUUUUAUAGUGGGCGAGGGAGAAAGAGAUGGGGAUUAAGCCAUUAGGGAGAUCCAUAAUUGAAACAAGAAAUUUCUUUUUUUCCAGCCCUUAAUACUAGUGGCUUUGCAGAUUGCAAAUAUUGAUAUACUUUCAUUUAUUAAACAUAUAUUAGAGGAUAAGGCCAUUGCAUCAGAA
Macadamia integrifolia is the source of this 2903-nucleotide messenger RNA. RefSeq names its product LOB domain-containing protein 1-like. The record is from RefSeq and is a predicted model, not a curated record. NCBI's taxonomy places the organism in Eukaryota, Viridiplantae, Streptophyta, Magnoliopsida, Proteales, Proteaceae. The transcript has 2 exons. Bases 2203 to 2736 code for a protein of 177 amino acids.